This is a messenger RNA of Pistacia vera, 378 nucleotides long. RefSeq lists its product as uncharacterized. The transcript has a single exon. Lineage: Eukaryota; Viridiplantae; Streptophyta; Magnoliopsida; Sapindales; Anacardiaceae. The record is from RefSeq and is a predicted model, not a curated record. Bases 37 to 360 code for a protein of 107 amino acids. Gene Ontology annotation, biological process: seed dormancy process.
UUCCUCUCACCUACAACCGAAAGACAGAAAGAAUCAAUGGCGAAGAUCAAAGACGAUAUAAAGUACGGAACUGCGCAGGCGAAGCUAUCCGAAGACGACACUCUGAGGGUGAGUUACAAGCAUGGCACCCCACUUGAAGGAGGAAAAAUUGCCGAUUCUGAACCGAUUGAUCUCUUCUCCAGCGCCCACAACAUUAAUAAGAAUCCCAACCCUUCAAAUAAUAAUACUAACGUUAAUGAUUCAUCUCAUCAUCAUCCUUCUUCUGGAACUUAUCAAUCUCAGUUGCAUCCUCGACCUGAUCGUAGGGAAGCUGGAGGUGGAGGAAAGUUUCAAAGCUCUAACACCAAUACCUCUGGAUGAAAAUUAAGUGGAGACUUA